This is a messenger RNA of Drosophila mauritiana, 339 nucleotides long. RefSeq lists its product as uncharacterized. Lineage: Eukaryota; Metazoa; Arthropoda; Insecta; Diptera; Drosophilidae. The record is from RefSeq and is a predicted model, not a curated record. The transcript has a single exon. The coding region runs from base 1 to 339 and encodes 112 amino acids.
AUGGAUGUCCGCCUUCCUUGCCGCCCCCUUUUGGAGCCGCCCCUUCCGCCUGUUAGCCCGGCUAACUGUGUAAAUGGCAAAGCGACAGCAGCAUUUGCUAACUUUGCUGCAGCAGCAACAAAGGCCAAAGCACAGCCCCAACAAAAACUACAUAAAUGUAUCUAUAUCUAUAUCUAUCUAAGCGAUGGCCGUGCAUUGUAUUGCAGUUACGUGCUCGAUGGUCCAGCAAAAUGGCGAGGCGAAAAAAUCUCUGAAACAAAAUCAACAAAGAAGCACCAAGAACAGCAGGGGUCUUCUCGUUUGAAAAGUCUUGAAUACACUUUUCGUAUAAACAUUUAA